Mercurialis annua (annual mercury) is the source of this 1583-nucleotide messenger RNA. RefSeq lists its product as uncharacterized. Gene Ontology annotation, cellular component: mitochondrial outer membrane. The record is from RefSeq and is a predicted model, not a curated record. Gene Ontology annotation, molecular function: ATP hydrolysis activity; ATP binding. The coding region runs from base 157 to 1275 and encodes 372 amino acids. The transcript has 6 exons. Lineage: Eukaryota; Viridiplantae; Streptophyta; Magnoliopsida; Malpighiales; Euphorbiaceae.
AGAACAAACUCAGUAUCUCCAGAAAAACUCUACCUCUCAGGCUUUCUUACUCUCCAAGAAUCUGCAAACCCAUUUCUUCCAUUUUAAAAACUCAAUCUUUAUCUUCAAUUUCAGAAUUUAAGGUUUAAAAUUGAAUUCAAAAACUGAUUAAAUAAAAUGGGAGGUUCAUCGGAAACAAGAUUUUUGCAAGAAUUAGUAUUAUACGCAGCCAGUGCAGCCCUAAGUUGUCUGGUAUUGUUCGCGGGGCUCCGACAUCUCGACCCGAACCGUGAAGCAUCUAAGAAGGCCCUUGAGCAGAAGAAGGAAAUCGCUAAGCGGUUGGGUCGCCCUCUUAUCCAGACUACUCCCUAUGAGGAUGUGAUAGCUUGUGAUGUGAUUAAUCCUGACCGUAUUGAUGUCGAAUUUGACUCUAUUGGAGGAUUGGAAACUAUUAAACAAGCUUUGUAUGAGUUGGUGAUUCUUCCGCUUCGAAGGCCUGAGCUCUUUUCGUACGGGAAGCUUCUUGGACCGCAAAAAGGGGUCUUGCUAUUUGGACCGCCGGGUACUGGUAAAACUAUGCUUGCCAAAGCUAUAGCGAAAGAGUCUGGAGCUGUUUUUAUCAAUGUUAAGAUCUCUAAUCUGAUGAGCAAGUGGUUUGGUGAUGCGCAAAAGCUUGUGGCUGCCGUUUUUAGCCUGGCUUAUAAACUUCAGCCUGCUAUCAUAUUUAUUGAUGAGGUUGACAGUUUCCUGGGUCAACGUCGCACAACUGAUCACGAGGCAUUAACAAAUAUGAAGACAGAGUUCAUGGCUUUGUGGGAUGGUUUUACCACUGACCAGAAUGCCCGAGUGAUGGUUCUUGCUGCAACUAAUCGCCCAUCCGAACUUGAUGAAGCAAUACUUCGGCGCCUACCCCAGGCCUUUGAGAUUGGGAUUCCUGAUCGCAAAUCUAGGGCUUCUAUAUUGAAGGUUAUAUUGAAGGAUGAGAGAGUAGAUGAGAACAUCGACUUUGAUUAUAUUGCUGGCUUAUGUGAGGGUUACACCGGCUCUGAUCUUCUUGAACUCUGCAAGAAAGCGGCUUACUUUGCUAUCAGGGAUUUACUGGAUGAGGAGAAGAAGGGGAAAUUAUGCAGUGCACCAAGGCCAUUGACUCAAAAAGAUAUGGAGAAAGUUCUUGCUACAUCAACUAAGACAAGGAUUGCUGCAAGUGAGUAUACUAGAUCAACGUCCCAACCUGCUGGAUGGUCUCGACAGUCAGACGAUUACCAGGAGAAAACCGAAGAAAACCAAGCCGAGUAGGAAGCAUUUUUAUACAUGGAAACACACUGAUAAUUAGACAAUCAUAAGAAGAAUGCAUCAUUAUUAUGGGUGAGUUAAUCCUUGUUCUUUUAGAUUUGGAGCUUCAUGUAGUUUAAGAGAAUUAUUUUCUCUAGGAUCAUGGCUAAGGAAUGAUCAUCUUAGCAUGUGAUUUUGUGUCAAUUGAAUCAAACGAAAGGCGGUGAUUCAGUUGUUCAUUUAUUGGAUCUUUGAAGAAUCAUUGAUACAAAGGCUGUGUUUGGCAUACAAAUGUAAAGAAGAAAUAUCAAAAUGGAUGUGUUCAAGUUUUA